AUGAGCAAGAAGAGAGUGCUUGCAGAGACCAGUAGGCAGGAUGGCCUGCACUUAGUAUUUCAGGUGACAAAGCACUCUACCAUUGCCACUGGCUUCCAACCUGUGUUUUACUACUACUUGCACAUAUACCUGCUUUCAUACAACUUUGACCGUGUGCAAAAAGUUGUUGCACUGCAGCCAUACACCAUCUUUAUCAUGGGUGCUGCCCCAGGUUCUGUGUCAUUGCUUGUCAAUGACAGAGUUACCAUAUCCAACAUCUUCAAUAAGCUGGCAGACCAAAGUUUCAUUCUGCAAUGGCAGCACUACAGACUCUAUCUAACAAAGUGUGGCCCAUUUUCCCCAAUGCUUGACCACUCUAUGACCCUCAGCAAAUUGAAUCUUGGGUCUCCACCUCAGCCCAUUCCACCUACUAUUGUACACACAUUAACAGAAGAAAAUGCCUGGUGUGUAAAGAAGAAAAGGGGCCCGGGGCUGAAUCAUUAUGUGAUUCACAGAGUGGUUACUGGGCCUAAAGGACCUUCAUUGUUGUCCACACCUAUGCCCUCGACGUCUCACACCUCUUUUAUCACGUUCACAGGUUUACUUCCACCAUCCCAUCUCUCAGUGUUGGUCAUUCACUCUUCUCUCUCCUCGCCCACCGCCUCAAUCUUAAACCUGCCAAAGCUGAAGCCUAAGAAUAUGCGUGUUCACAAGGUUCAUUCUGUGGAUUCAAUGACUGCUGUCCCUCCUAUGAAACAACUCCCAGAUCCACAUGAUCUCCCACAGAAGAAGCUUAAAGGCGUCAAAAUCUACUCUGCCCGGUCUGGAAGAGUGGCAUAUCAUCAAUAUACUAAGUACACCGUUGAGAAAGAUGGGGCAUUACAACCCGACCACUUGUUUGUCAAGGUCUUAGGUCCUUUAUCUGAAACUCUACUGUCUGCCAUUUCCACAUCAACUAUGGUCAUGGCGCCACAGAUUCCUGAAUGUGCUGAUAAUCUCCCAUCUGAAGUAGACCUCAGCAUUCUCAACAUCCCACCACAGUGCACCAGAACUGCUGGGGACCAUCCCAAGAUGGUUUGGAUGUCUGCACGUGACCGUUAUUUACAGGAGACUAUAUGUCUUGAAGGCCGCACCGGUUGUGGUCCCAUUUGCAAAGGCUACAAUGUUUUGAAGGCUGGAUGUGAGCUGUUCUGUGCUUCAUGCACCGUCCAUCAGCACGUGCGGAGCCCUUUGCACCAAAUAGAAUUGGGCUUGCACAUACAGCUUGGCCACAAAAUCGGUGAUCAGUGCUACAACAAAACCAAAGGAUUUGGCAACAACUUUGUGGUGGUGGACGUACGCAGCAUCCACAAGGUUGGUGUUGACUUUUGCAAGAAGGGUCUAGGUUGCACUGAGCAGCUGUUGCAAAUGCAAUGGUUCCCUGCAAUGUCGGACAAACCCAAGACUGCAGCCACCUUCCAGGUUCUGGAAGCUUUUCAGCUUCUCUCCUUCGGAUUAAAGGUGUCUGGCUAUGACUAUCUCCUUUGA
This is a messenger RNA of Serpula lacrymans var. lacrymans S7.9, 1506 nucleotides long. RefSeq lists its product as uncharacterized. NCBI's taxonomy places the organism in Eukaryota, Fungi, Basidiomycota, Agaricomycetes, Boletales, Serpulaceae. The transcript has 9 exons. Bases 1 to 1506 code for a protein of 501 amino acids. The record is from RefSeq and is a predicted model, not a curated record.